Rhinopithecus roxellana (golden snub-nosed monkey) is the source of this 2202-nucleotide messenger RNA. RefSeq names its product centrosomal protein 44 (gene CEP44). Gene Ontology annotation, cellular component: centrosome; spindle pole. The coding region runs from base 223 to 1314 and encodes 363 amino acids. The record is from RefSeq and is a predicted model, not a curated record. NCBI's taxonomy places the organism in Eukaryota, Metazoa, Chordata, Mammalia, Primates, Cercopithecidae. The transcript has 10 exons.
GUGGAAUCUGCAGCGAGGAAUCCUGGAGCGCAGAGAAGCCCGCAGCUUUGAAGGUCUUACCGCGGUGCGUGGCGGGCAGGAACCCACAAUUCCAGAUACAAACGGUCGGCGCGAGAAGCGUGUCUGGGCGCAGGCGCUUGGCUGUAGCAACUUGUCGCGGGAGGCUGGACUCUGGUGAAAAAUUAGACUUUCAAGAGUUAGAACUGAAUCCGAUGUUACAUAAUGGCAACAGGUGACUUAAAAAGAAGCUUACGGAACCUAGAACAGGUGCUCCGCUUGCUAAAUUAUCCUGAAGAGGUGGACUGUGUAGGUUUGAUAAAGGGAGAUCCAGCAGCAUCUUUGCCCAUCAUCAGCUAUUCUUUUACCUCAUACUCACCUUAUGUAACAGAACUUAUAAUGGAAUCCAAUGUAGAGCUCAUAGCAAAAAAUGACUUGCGCUUUAUAGAUGCUGUCUAUAAGCUCCUUCGUGAUCAAUUUAAUUAUAAACCAAUUUUGACAAAAAAGCAGUUUAUUCAAUGUGGGUUUGCAGAAUGGAAAAUCCAAAUUGUUUGUGAUAUUUUGAAUUGUGUGAUGAAAAAGCACAAGGAAUUAAGUAGUCUUCAGAAGAUUCCAUCACAGCAAAGAAAGAAAAUCAGUUCUGGCAAGUCAGAACCUUCUUUGAGCAAUGAGAAAAUAUCUGCAGAGGCUAUUGGCGUUGAUAUCAGUGGCAGGUUUAUGACUUCAGGAAAGAAGAAAGCUGUGGUGAUUCGUCACUUGUAUAAUGAAGAUAAUGUUGAAAUUUCUGAGGAUACAUUAAGUCCAAUAACAGAUGUUAAUGAAGCAGUUGAUGUAUCUGACUUAAAUGCUACUGAAAUAAAGAUGCCUGAAGUAAAGGUUCCUGAAAUCAAGGCUGAGCAACAGGGUAUAAAUGUUAAUCCUGAGAUUACUGCACUACAGACUAUGCUUGCUGAAUGCCAAGAAAAGCUUAAGGAACUGACUUUGAUAGAGAAAAGGUUAGACUGUUUGGAACAAAAAAUGAAAGGAAAUGUGAUGGUAGAUGAAAACACCUGGACUAAUCUGCUUAGUCGUGUCACUCUUCUUGAAACGGAAAUGCUUUUGUCUAAAAAGAAUGACGAAUAUGUAGAGUUUAAUGAAAUUAAUGAAGACUACGCUUCUUGUAGCAACAUGGACCUUCUGAAUCCUCACAGAAAAAACAAAGUAGAGAGGCCAGCAAGUAUUCCUCUGUCCUCUGGCUAUAGUACAGCAUCAUCAGAUUCGACUCCCAGAGCCUCUACCAUUAAUUACUGUGGUUUGAAUGAGAUUUCAGAGGUUUGAAGAAACUGCAGAGUUACUGAAAUGUCCAAAUCACUACUUGUAGGAUUUUCUACAUGAACUUUUCUAGGACUUCGGUUACUAUACAUAUUGUAUAUUUUAAGAAUUCUUUAUACAAUUUUAAUAUACUACAAUUUUUGACAAUUAGGAUUCCAUUUGGUAUAUGAAUUUUUGCAUUCAUUAUUGAAUAAAUCUUUUAAUAUUUUUGAGCAAUGAUUAUACUGCUUUACCUUGUGUCCCUUUUUUUUUUUUUUUUUGAGGAAAAACUCAUGUUCCAGUCAAUUUCUCUUACAGAGUGAAGUCAUUACAGCACUGUAUUUCUGUGUUGACAUUUGUUGGCAGUGUGCUAAGUAAUGUUUUUUAAAGCACAGGCUUGAGGACUAUGGUUUACAUCCUGUUGGAAACAUUCCAAAUGGGACUUGUGUAUUAUACCCAGGAGGCUUUCAUAUAUGCCAUCUUCGCAUCUGUACUGAUGAAUAAGUUAUAAUAAACAGUUAAAAAUACUCACUGAAAAUUAAAUAUAAAGACAGCUAUUUCAUGCUUGGUCAAAAACAGCAAUACCUUUCCAGUUAACAUUGAGAAAUGAAGGUUAAGAUUCCCCUUUUGUACUGGGAAACGGGCUUGAGGACUAUGGUCCUCAAGUUUAGACUAAGAGGACUGUGGUCUCAAGGUUCACUGUGAGAAAUGUGUUGAACAUUUUAGUGUGCUCUAUUGUGUGAUUUUUUUUUUUUUUUUUGAGAUGCAAUUUCGCUCUUGUUGCCCAGGCUGUAGUGCAAUAGUGUGAUCUCGGCUCACUGCAACCUCCGCCUCCCAGGUUCAAGCAAUUCUUGUGCCUCAGCCUCCCGAGUAGCUGGGAUUACAGGCAUGCACCACCAUGCCCAGCUAAUUUUG